This is a messenger RNA of Cutaneotrichosporon oleaginosum, 501 nucleotides long. NCBI's taxonomy places the organism in Eukaryota, Fungi, Basidiomycota, Tremellomycetes, Trichosporonales, Trichosporonaceae. The record is from RefSeq and is a predicted model, not a curated record.
AUGAGCUCUACCGGACCUCCCGCCGACGCAAAGCAGGCCCAAGCCGCCGCGCUGGCUGAGCUUGAAGCGGCGCAGCGCAAGAAGCGCGCCAUCGACACGACGCUGGCCAAUCUCGAAGCGUCGAUUUGGGCGUUCGAGGGCUCGUACCUUGAAGAGACGGCGGCGAGCGGCGGCAACAUUAUCAAGGGCUUUGACAAUUACCUCAAGCCGCCCGCGGCUGGCACCAAGAAGAAGAUGGACGCGAGCGAGGCGGACCGCCUCUUCUCGACUAGCAGUGUUACAUUCCAGCAACCGCUGCCGAAGUAGUGUACAACCUGUUUGCUGGAUUACAAGCUGGCUUGCACUCGCCGCCCGGCCCGGUCCACUCCCCGGACACGGUUAGUUCCUUUCCGCAUCCCCCGCGCACCCUGCCGCUCCCAUCUCGCUCCUGACAUCUCCUGCCCGCUCGGGACACCGCCCGCCUCGUUCUCGUUGUAGUUGAUUCAAUGUACAGUAGUCUAG